AUGGAGCCGCACGUCCGCUUGCGCAUGAGUGGAGAGGUUCUGGAUGUUGGAACGAUGCCGCCUGGAAGUACCAUAAGUCAACUUCAAGAGCGCGUAUUUCUAUUGCUUCGCGAUGAGAGAGAGAUGGGUAUUUUGGAGACGAGUUCAGUUUGUGUCUUGACGGAGUCUGGCUCGCAGCUUCUCGCGGCUCAAAGCAUCGAUUUCGAGCAGUCAUAUCUUAUUCAGCUGGAUACCCAGGACUGGCAGGACCAGCUGAAUUCGCUCUGCGAUCAGCACGACUCGCUCGAACUGCGUAAUCUGAAGAGUGCGUUGAUUGCUUUCUCUGCUUGCGUUGUCGAAGACUCACCUGAUGAGACUGUCGGCAGCACUGCUGAGUUUGGCGAUGCUGUGCGCAGCAUUUACAAGCUAGUGACGCAAAGAGCAGGCGAGCCAGGAACACGCAGUGCCAAAGGUGCAGGUGAUCGAGUUUCCAUUCUAUGCCGUGGGCUUCUCAAGUUGAUUCAGGGAACCCAGGACGAAUCUCCCAAGACUGGACAGAUUUUGCUGGAACAUAUCCAAGAAGAAUACGGACACUUGCUCGAGGAGGACUAG
Molecule: messenger RNA, 591 nt
Organism: Symbiodinium sp. CCMP2456
Lineage: Eukaryota; Dinophyceae; Suessiales; Symbiodiniaceae
Source: the annotation of a GenBank genome assembly